Strongylocentrotus purpuratus (purple sea urchin) is the source of this 18219-nucleotide messenger RNA. RefSeq names its product usherin (gene ush2a). The coding region runs from base 456 to 16052 and encodes 5198 amino acids. Gene Ontology annotation, molecular function: protein binding. Lineage: Eukaryota; Metazoa; Echinodermata; Echinoidea; Camarodonta; Strongylocentrotidae. The record is from RefSeq and is a predicted model, not a curated record. The transcript has 65 exons.
UUUAAUUAGAGUAGACUCUGAAUGAUUUGUGUGCAUUUCCUCGAUUACUGUUUACGAGAUGGGGCAUAAUUUUCUCCAAAUUUCAUUUGAAAUGUUAUUACCUGGAAUGCCAUCUGAAAGUUUGGGCCUACAGUAAAGUGGACACUAUCCUGAGAAUCUUGACUUCAAAGUUGAACAAUAAUAACAACUGGGUGGGAUCAUAUUUCAACGUGUGACUCACUACGCGACCAACCGGUACACAUGCACAACACGUUAACGGACGACGCCAUUCCAGCGCUGGCGUCCCUUGUUACCAGAACAUGGCGACGUGUACAGGAUAAAUCAUUUCAAUUUCAGGAUGUAAUUUGUCAAUGACCGGCAUUUUUUCUUCAAGUUUGAUAUAUACUUUAACUUCUUUGUAAAGCCAUGUCUGUUAAUUAGUGAACUCGGAUAUAUGAUUGACUGGAGGUAUCAAAAUGGAGUCGUUUGCGACGUUUAUUUCAUGGUUGUUCAUUUGCGUUAUCGGAAGAGCAGCCGCACAGGGAUCAUUCCCGGACCUAUUCAACGCGGGAGAGGGACGGCCCAUUUCGACCGAGCCUGUGGUGGGUACGUGCGGCUACGACCCGACGACUGGGGAUUUAGCAAGAAGUGCUUUCUGUCGAAGUUCGACCAUUUCUUCCUCUGUUUCGUCAUGUACAAUAGCUUUAUGCAAUCAAGCUUGCCCAGGUAGAACUAGUUUACCAUCACCCAUUGGUCUUCUAAGCUCUGGUAGUUGUGUUACAGAAGAUUUUGCAAGCACAAGACCAAACUCAGAACAAAACGAACCGUCAUAUAUUUUCAGGAGCACUCCAAAUUGUUUCUCUGCCCCUGCUGUACCAACUGUUGGUAAUGAUGGUAGAUUUACUCUUGCAGUCUGGAUUCGACCUGACGUCAUCACUGAUGGUACUAUUUUAGAGAGGAGGUCAUCAACCAAUGAAAUCAUCUAUGCACUUGUGGUAUCAUCCUCUUCUAUCACCUUUGAUUAUCGGACUGCAGAGGGCGCUAAAUUUCUCCAAAUUCAAACUGGCGUUCAAGUCAGCCAAUGGCAGCAUGUUGCCAUACAGGUGUUUGGAACCAAGGCAAGUUUUUUCAUCAAUGGUUUAGAGGUUGAUGGGACACCAUUUGAAACCAUGAAUCUCCAAGGUGAGAUCGCUGAUGAUAGCACUGCUCAGAUGAGGGUCGGCCAGAGGAUGACAGGAACGGACCAGUUUGUAGGGAGGAUGCAGGAUCUGUAUUUCUACCAGGUAACCUUGACCAAUCGAGAGCUAGAGGAACUAGCUACAGAGAUGUUCCCUAAGGUACAUGCCCAGUCUGACUGUAGGUGUCCUGAUAGCCAUCCAAGAGUGAAUCCACUGGAAGAAAGGUAUUGUUUGAAGAAUGGGGAAGCAGACACGACAGUAGACCAGAUAAGUCGUCUGAACCAGGAUAGUCAUCCCUUAGAGUUUGCUAAUGAUGGUGAUCUAGGAAGCUACUGGGUAUCUACUCUCACUGGUGGUAACAGUAUCACAGUCGACAUUGAUCUAGGGAGCAGAGUGUAUCAGGUGUUCUAUGUUGUACUUCAGUUCUACAGCCCACAGUCUACAGACCUGACUAUCUCUUAUCGUAGUGAUGCCUCCACUCCUUGGCAGGUAUGGCAAUACUAUGCCCAGGACUGUCAGAAUGCGUUUGGAUUGGAUAAUAAUGGAGAACUAGACACACCUACUUCAGUCAACUGCAUUCAGUUCCCAAGUGACAUCCCAUACUCUAAGGGCAACAUCACUUUCCAGUUGCUAGCCCCAGAGCCAGUAGCCCGACCAGGAUACAAUGAUUUCUACAACACACCUGCUCUCCUGGAGUUUGUGAGAGCUAAAGAGGUUCGCAUCGUGAUGGAUGGUCAUUACCAUGUCAACCCCUCCUCUGCUAGACACAUGUACUAUGGCAUUGAGGAACUUACAAUCAGUGCAAGAUGUGAUUGUAACGGCCAUGCAGACACAUGUGAUAUUACAACGGACCCGUACAUCUGUAACUGUCUCGCUUCAAGCUUCACAACAAGAAUUGAUUGUGGGGAAUGUCUACCUCUGUACAAUGACAAGCCAUUUCGUCAUGGUGAUCAAAUCAAUGCAUACAACUGUAAACCGUGCCAAUGCUAUGGACAUGCCUCCAGCUGUUUCUAUAAUGAAACCUUAGACGUAUCCCCAGACCGCCAUGACAGGGGAGGAGGAGGGGUGUGUUCCAACUGCCAAGACAACACCAAUGGUCAGCAAUGUGACCAAUGUGUAGAAGGGUUCUUCAAGCUGGAUGGUGUACCAUUGGACUCUACUGAUAUCUGCAACCCGUGUGAAUGUUCUCCCAAUGGCACGGUAGCAGGCGAUCUCAUGUGUGAAGAGGUGAAUGGUCAGUGUAAUUGCAAGACGUAUACAUCAGGUAGGUCAUGUGAUACCUGUCAGAAUGGUUACUAUAACCUAGAUGCUUCAAACCCUAAUGGUUGUGAGCCAUGCGGAUGUAUCUCAGCUGGAACAAUCAACUCUGAUAUCUCAUGUCAUCAACAAACUGGACUCUGUAACUGCAAAGAUAAUGUCAUAGGUGACAAGUGUGACCGUUGCAACUUUGGAUUCUACAACCUUGCUGCUUCUAAUCUGUUUGGUUGCCUGCCAUGUGGCUGUAACUCUGAUGGUUCCACCAGUAUCUACUGUGAUCCAUCCAAUGGGCAGUGCCAGUGUAGACCGUCCAGCCAGGGCAGAACUUGUGAUGAAUGUCGGGAUGGUUUCUAUGGGUUAGCAGCUGAUGGCUGUUCUGAGUGUGAUUGUGAUGAUGCAGGUACAGAGCCAGGAGCACCAUGUGACAAAGCUUCAGGACAGUGUGUCUGCAAGGCUAAUGUUCAGGGAGUGCGAUGUGACCAGUGUGAGGCGUCCUACUACAAUCUCCAAGCUUCCAACUCUCAAGGCUGUUCACCCUGCUCCUGUAACACCGAAGGCACCAUCAGCGGCUCCACCGUCUGUGACGCCACCACUGGACAAUGUGUUUGCAAGGUCAACGUCCUAGGACGAACCUGCAAUACCUGCGCUCCUAACACCUUUGGUCUGGAGGCAGCUAAUGAGGAUGGGUGUGAGUCGUGUGGAUGUGAUGCCACCGGUACGCAGACAGGAUCAAAUGGGGAUGUUUUGGUCUGUGAUCAGAACUCUGGACAGUGCUCAUGUCUGACUAACAGGCUUGGAAGAACAUGUGACAUCUGUGAUGAAGGGUUUUACGAGCCCCCAUCUGGUGGGCGUGGCUGCCUAUCAUGUGACUGUCAACCAUUGAGUACAGAGCCUUCUACCUUCUGUGAUACAUUGACAGGUCAAUGUCAAUGUCGAUUAGGUAGCCCAGGUCUGACAGGCAGAAGAUGUGACGGCUGUAUGGAGGAGUAUUUCAACUAUAACCCUAGUACAGGAAUGUGUUCACCAUGUGACUGUGACCCUCGGGGCAGUCUAAAUACAAGCUGUGAUUCUAACACUGGACAGUGUGACUGUAAGGAUCUUGUGACCGGUAGACGAUGUGAUACCUGCCAGAUAUCUUCUAGUAACCUUCAAGCUUCUAAUCCUCAAGGAUGCUCUAAAACACCCGCCCAGCAGCCACCUCCAGUAUGGCAGGCAGUGAAUCCUUUCUCUAUCUUACUAACCUGGGGUCCUCCUGAUGAGCCAAAUGGUAACAUCCUAACCUACCUGCUCUAUAGGAACAAUACACUGGUCUAUAAUGGAACUGCUACCAAUCCUCUAGGCAUCCAGCAGUUUGAGGACCAGAACCUUUCACCUUUCACAACCUACAGCUACUAUGUCCAGUCAGCCAAUGAAGCCGGUAGGGCUACUAGCCCCGUAGUCAUUGCCCAGACUCCUGAUGCCAUUCCUGCUGGUUUUGAUGUCUUGAUCAUCACCAAUGUCCAGGCACGGUCAGCAGACUUCUCUUGGUCUCAACCUGCAGAUAUCUCAGCUACAGUGACCCAGUACAUCUUGACCUCUAUGACCCCUAGUAAGCCAGAUCCCCCAACGCAACACUUCAAUGGUCUAGCUACCAGCUACCAGGCUACGGACCUCAUCCCCUUUACCAACUACACCUUCUAUCUGACCGUGUGUACCCCUGGAUCCUGUGGGCAGGGGCGAGCAACCCUGGCCUACACCCCUCAGGCUCCUCCUCAAGGGGUCAUGGAUCCUAAUGCAACCGCUCUGAGUCAGAGCUCUGUGUUUGUGAGCUGGGACCAUCCUACAGAGGCUAAUGGUAUCAUCACUCACUAUGAGCUGUUCUUCCGAGGCUAUCCUGGACCAGAUGGGACCAUAGACCCUCCAGAGACCAGGAUCUUCUACCCGGCAGGAUGGUUCAAUCCUAGACCAGUGUUGACACCCCUAGAGGAUCCUGCUGAGCCACCUGUUACUAACUUCACCCAUACCGGUCUUGAUGCAUUCACUCGUUAUCAGUACAGGGUGACUGCAAGGAAUCUUGCAGGGACAGGACACAGUAGCUGGACAACUGUUCGGACUGCUGAGGCUGCCCCUCUGUCUACACCAGCUCCAUCUGUGCUUGGUGUAUCUAGCUCAGAACUGAACAUCACCUGGCCUCAACCUCAAGACAAUGAGAUACGAGGUGUGGUCAUCAGCUAUAGGCUCUACCGUUACAUUACAUCUGAUGAUCCCUUUGCUCCUCCUCAAACGCAAGAGUUGGUUUAUUCAGGCGAUGGUUCUGGGAUGUUCUUUGUGUUAGGAAGUCUUGAGCCUUACUCCAUCCAUACAUUCUCGAUCGAAGCCUGUAACAGUAUUGGCUGCAUCCUCAGUCCAAGAUCCAGUGGCAGGACACUUCCAACGGCUCCGGAAGGACAAGGGCCACCUAUGGUGGAUGGCUUUAAUUCAUCUGCCAUGCAAGUUAUGUGGGACCCCCCUAUCAUGCAGAAUGGACCAAACCCAUCCUACCAGGUUCAGAGUAUUGUAGCAUCACUGAGCCGGACUCCUCCACGUGUGGAGAGGGGUGCUAGAUUCACUGGUGGAGGAUACUAUCUCUUUUCUGGGAACAUUCUGCCCUUUUCAUCAUAUACUGGUAUUGAGUUUGAGUUCAGAGUGUCCCGACCCAGUGAUGCCCUAUCCCCUGCCUCAGCCCUCCUUAUGUUUGCCGCUUCUGAUGGUGAACAGGAAGAGAUGAUUGUGGUACAGCUGAGAGAGGGGCGACCCUGGUUCAUCUUUGAUCCUCAAGGGGGUGUAGCAGGUGCCACACCCAAUGAUGGAGGCAGAACAUAUGAUGAUGGUCUGUGGCAUAAAGUAGUUGUCUCACGAGCUGGGAGUGUUGGUAGUAUCACAGUGGAUGAUAUGUACACUGGUACAGUCACAGCUCCUACAGCAUCAACCAUCAUAGGAGCAACUACAGGCCUCUAUGUGGGUGGACUGCCUGUAAACUUUGACCUUCGUAGAUCAGAAACUGGAGAUCUGGCUGUUAUAAGGAGCAAUCUGAUUGGGUGUUUGAGAAAUAUCCGGAUAGAGACUGCACACGUUCCCACCCCUAUUUGGAGAGAUUUGGACUAUUCCAAUGCUCUUGAGAGAGUACAGGUUCCAGGGGGUUGGCAGGGUUGUCCCACUCAGCUGGAGAGGGGUGUUCACUUUCUUGGCAAAGGAUACCUGAGUUUACCAGAGGGAACCUUCAAUGGAGGAAGCAGCUUCACCCUAAGUCUUGAGAUGAGAACUCAUUACCAGACAGGGCUUGUGCUCUUUGCUUAUCAUCAGACUGGAAGCUACCUGUUGAUCCAGAUAGUAGCUGGAACCUUACAGAUUCAAGUGUCUACCGGUACUGGGUCCCCCGUCAUUCUCUCCAUACCAAACACCUCCCUCUGUGAUGGUUUAUGGAAGAGUCUCUUCAUCACCAAGGUUGCCAACCAGCUCUCUGCAUCCAUCAACGGUGGAGCUUCUACCGGUAUCCAGCUCUCAUCCUCAUCCCUCAGUCUCAUGUCUUCACUUCACCUUGGUGGUGUAAGAGAUGACUCAGAAGCAGCAGGAUUCCUGGAUACCAUUGAGAUGAACACACAAGGAUUUGGAGGCUGCAUGAGACAGUUGACCAUCGACAACACGGCAGUGAACCUAACCCAUGAUAUGACAGGCAUCCUUAAUGUUUACUUAGAUGGAUGCCCUCCUAUCACAAGCAGUAGCAUCCAAUGCUCUGAUCCCCAAUCAGUGUCUGUCUAUGAUGGGAGUACGAUGAACUUCACAGACAAUGGUCUCCAUGUAUUUACAGAGUAUUUGUACCAGGUAACAGCGACUAACAUAGCAGGAUCUACUGACGGUGCAUGGGCAGCUGGAAGAACUAGAGAGGGAGCUCCUAUUGGGCUGAGCCCACCCAUUGACCCGGUGUCGAUCACAGGAUAUGUUAUCCAGCUGCAAUGGCAGAGACCCUCGGGCAAUACAGGUCUACUGACACAGUACAUACUAUCAGCAUACAAUCUAGAUCUACCUGACAUAGCACCAGUCCAAGCUGUCUUCACAGAUACUACGUUUUCUGAGAACAUAGGUAACAUCACUGAUGUAAUCCCAUAUACUAACUAUGAUGUGAGUGUGACUGCAUGCACAGCUGGUGGAUGCUCAGAGAGUUCUGCAGUCAGUGUGAGAACCAGAGAGGAAGCUCCCUCUGGUGUCCAAUCACCUGAGGCCUUGUCCAAGACGGCUCGUACCAUCACGGCAGGAUGGGCGUUACCAGACAGACCUAAUGGUAUCAUUACAUCCUAUCAGCUACAACUCAAUAGUGUUACAGUCUACACUGGUACAGCACGUAACUACACACUCUCAGGAUUGAGUGUCUUCAAUCCUUACAGACUUGUUCUUAUAGCUUGUACCCAAAUAGGAUGCUCAUCCAGUGCAGAGGUUACCAUAACAACCUCUGAGCUUGCUCCCUCCUCCGUGGACCCACCUACUCUCUUCCCGAGGAGUCCCAGGUCCAUUGAGGCUCGAUGGACAGCGCCCUCUCAGCCCAACGGUAUCCUGCAACGCUAUGUUCUCUAUUCUUCUACUGUGAAUGGUGUGGUUGGGGAUGCAGUCUACAAUACAUCUGAUCUAUUCACUGACUUCAUCAUCAAUGAUCUUUCACCAGGAACUGUCUAUUAUUUAUCAGUCGCUGCAUGUACUGGUGGUGGAUGUACGAUCAGCGCACAGAGUAGUGUUAGGACGGAGGAGAGUAUUCCAGAGGGAGUGCCAGCGCCAAUUAUAACAGCCGCUAGCCCAUUGGAGUUAGUGGUAACAUGGACUCAUCCAACACAGCCUAAUGGUGUAAUCAUCAGCUAUGCAUUGGUACAGAAUGGUAUUGUGAUUCAGAACUCCACCUCUAUGUCUUACACUGCAUCCAACCUGUCUCCCUGGAGUCUGCAUGUCUUCAGGGUAGAGGCAUGUACCUCUAAGGGGUGUACCUUUGGUCCUGAGGGUUCUGGACGCACCCUUGAGGCUCCGCCACAGGGUAGCAUUGACCUGGCAGUGUUUACAAUGGGUUCUAGGAGUGUGAAAGCUACAUGGACCUCACCAGCUCAACCUAAUGGUAUGCUAGUCUAUGAGGUCCUCUUCACUGGAAUCUUCUAUGUGGCACCAGAAGCCAGCAAUUAUGCCCUAGUAACAGAGACAAGAGCCCUCUAUAAUGGGACCAUUGCCAAUGAGAUCGUUGACAUCACUGGUCUGAUCCCAUACUCAGCAUACACCAUCCAGGUUAGAGCGUACAACACAGAGGGCAGCAUACUUAGCAAUCAAAGGACUGUUACUAUGCCUACUGGAAAUCCUGAUGGUGUAUUGCCUCCUACAUUGACUUCUACUGGUCCUACGUCCAUCCAAGCUACAUGGACAGAGCCCGCUAGAAACAAUGCCCCUGGAGAUCCAUCAUUCCAACUUAGAUAUAGACCUGCCAAUCAACCGGGAAACCAGAUUGAUGUGUUUAGCAACUCAGUACGAGUGACAAGUUAUACCCUGACUGGUCUGCAAGCAUUCAAUGAGUAUGAGUUCAGAGUGAUUGCUAUUAACAAUGCUGGUCAAACACUCAGUGAAUGGGCUUCAGUAUUCACCAGGGAAGACGUACCUGGAUCCAUAGACCCACCUAUGGCAACUGAUGUGAGGCCUUAUUCAACCAUUGUUACAUGGGAGUUUCCUGAUACACCUAAUGGCAUUAUCACAUCUAUCAAACUCUAUCAGAAUAAUGUGCUGAAAACCACACUUGCUGGUAAUGCUACACAGCUGCUCAUAGAUGACCUGACACCAUUCAGUGACUAUAUGUUCAGUGUGGAGAUGUGUAACACUGUUGGAUGUACUAGAAGCCCUGACUCUAUCACAUACACUACUCCACAAGCUGCACCCAGUGGUCAAUCACCCCCAGUGCUCUCUUCCCCUACUCCCACCUCAGUCCAGCUCUCAUGGUCACCCCCAUCCAUGCCCAACGGUGUCCUGACAGGGUACGAGAUUGAGCGACGCCACCAGGGUUUCACUGCUAUCUUCUCUGUGGUCUCUGUAGCUGCUGGCGCUCCUAGAGCAUACUUGGACCUGUCUGCAGCUAUCACACCAUACACAGCGUAUGAAUACAGGGUCAAGGUGACCAAUGCUGCGAGCAGUUCCACUAGUCAGUGGGCUAGUAUCAUCACAAAGGAAGCUCCUCCUGGUGGUGUACGUGAACCGUCUGUGACUGUCCUUGGUCCUGACUCUGUGAUGGUCUCAUGGGAAGAACCAGCUCUGAGUAAUGGAGAGAUCUUAAGCUAUACCAUCAGAAUGCCUGAUCCUAGAAUCUACUUAGACCAAACCAACCUCACCUCCUACAUCGUCUACAACCUGGUACCUUACACUGACUACUCAGUGACCAUUGAGGCUUGUACUGCCGGUGGCUGCACACAAAGUAACCCCACCCUAGUGACAACCGACCCCACCCUACCGUUUGGACAGUCCCCUCCCCGAGGUGAUGCUAUCACCCAGACGUACAUUUCUGUCAUCUGGUCUCCUCCUGUUAGACCAAACGGUCCUAACAUUCGUUAUGAGCUUCACAGACAGAAACUCAGAGAACCUCUUAGUACAGGUCCAGUUCAGGGACUCAACUUCUGGCAGUUCAUCUACAAUGGAGAGGAUACAACAUUCCAGGACUUUGGUUUGUCUACAUUCACCACAUAUAUCUACCGAAUCACAGUCUACAAUGACAUAGGGUCAGCAACCUCUGACCCUUCUGAUGAGGUCACGACCCUGGCUGGUCAACCCACUGUAGCUGGAACAAUCAGCGCUGUGGCUAUGGAUCAUAUCUCAGUCUUGCUUAACUGGACAACUCCUUUGACCUAUGACCCCGGCGUGUCCAGUGAUCUCUUGACCUCUCUGAUGCCAAACACGGAGUAUGAGUUCCGACAGGUCAUCUAUAACGGAGCGUUCAACAUCACCAGUCUUCCUGCUGUUACCCUAACACUAGAUGGAGCUCCGGAAGGUUUCGCUGCUCCUUUGAUCAGUGUACUAAGUCCAUCAGCAGUCAAUGUAAUGUGGCUGCCUCCGACUCAGCCAAAUGGUGACAUCACACAGUAUGUGAUCUACCUGGAUGGUGAGCGUCAUGGAAGCGUUGAGAGCAACCAGCUACUCUACAUCAUGGCUGGUCUACAGCCUUAUACUAUCUACUCCAUACAGGUUGAGGUAUGCACAGAAUAUGAUUGUCUGUUGAGUAAUGCUACCGUGGUAACGACCCUUGAGAUCCCUCCAUCAGGGGUCACUGCUCCUAACCUCCUUGUUCUAGGUCCUAGAGCUCUGGAGGUAUCUUGGGCCUCCCCCGCUUCACCAAAUGGAAUCAUCUUAGGAUAUGAGAUACAACGAAGGGAGUAUCAGCCAUGCUCAGACAGACCUAGCACUCCUUCAGAUGGCAGUGAGUCAAGCUGUGGCUAUGUGGAAUGUCUACGUUCAGAGAGCGUCUGUGGUAACCAGUGCUAUUCUGGUUUACAGGCAUGUUGUGAUGGCAUACUGCAUGAGCCUCAGUCAGGUUACCAGUGCUGUGACACCAACUACCUACCAGCACCGGUCAAUGCCUCCACACCGUACGUCUGCUGUGGUGGUCAAUUCCACACCGAGCAGAUUGACCAUGAGUGUUGUAAUGGUCAGUAUGUCCAGGUGUUCCCUGGUCAGAUCUGUUGUCCAGAUCCUGAUGAGAAUAGAGUAGCAGUAGGAUCAGGGGAUGCAUGCUGUGCUGGUGUGCCUUAUGAUUCAAGUGGACCACAGAUCUGUUGUGCAGGAGAGUUUUAUGACAGGAGCCAAGGUCUUUGCUGCAGUAAUAUGUUUCAUCCGUAUGAGGGUCAGUUUGCUGAUGGUAUGAGUGGUCAGUGUUGCGGUGGAGUCAUGGUGGCUGCCUCCCAGACAUGCUGCUCCGAGGGGGACAUGGGCGUAGCUUAUCUACCGGUAGAAGGCAAUGUUUGCUGCGGCACGGAGUAUGUCAAUAUGGUAACAUCAUUGUGUUGCACCAGUGAGAAUGGUAUAGCUGAGACCUAUACCUAUGACACACCUGAUGCUAAACAGCAAUCCAACGACCAAUGCUGUGGGUCUCAGAGGAUCUCUCCAUCGCAGGCGUGUUGCAAUGAGGUCGGUUAUAACCCUGGCUCAAGGGUGUGCGCUGAUCGGAGCUCUACGGCUCAGGGGCAUUGUGGGAUAGGGACGGUGUGUCCAAUCAGUCAGGCCGUGUCUUCGUACUGUGACAGAUGUGACUUUGAUGCUAAUAUUGAUACAUGCUACUCAGUAGAUGCCUCCUACAUCACUUCAUCACCUAGUGGUCCUGGUACUCCUAGUGGGUCUAAUGGUCUUUGUCCUUCUGCUCUCAUCUCCAUCUAUACCUCAGGACCAAACAUCUACUCUUAUCUUGAUCCAGGUCUAUCCCCGUACACAAGGUAUGAGUACCUGAUCUCUGCUAUCAAUGCAGCAGGAAGCUCUAAUAGUGGUCUAUCUAAUGCUACCACUGAUGAGGACAUUCCUGCACAGGUGCAGGCCCCAGAAUGGUCUGUAGAGAUGGGUGUCCUGGAUACUAUCCAACUAGCAUGGGAUCCACCUCAACAACCCAAUGGUAUCAUUGUUACCUACAUUUUGAGAAGAGAUGGAAUUGAGAUUUACCGUGGAGCUGAUACAUCACACAGCGAUAACACAGGCAUCCAACCUUACCAGCAUUACUCUUACAUCUUAAGUGCAUGUACUAGAGUGGGAUGUGCUGCUAGCCAACCAGUGGUAGCAGCUACCCUUCAGGCAGCCCCUGAGAACCUGUUUGACCCCGCCCUAGCAGCACUCACUUCUGAGAGCAUCCUAAUCACAUGGCAGGAACCUGGUCUUCCUAAUGGAGUCAUCCAAGAGUACAGCAUCCUCCAAACGGGCGUGGCCGAAUCCAUCUACAGAGGUGGACCAGAAGGUUUCCAGUUUACUCACACAGACCUGGAGCCUUUUACUGUGUAUGAGUAUAGACUACAAGCGUGUACGUCAGCAGGAUGUUCACAGAGUAAUCCUGUAUCAAUAAUAACCAUGCAAGCUGCACCUGAAGGUCUUAUGCAACCAACUCAUGUUGUAGUCAGUUCCACAAUCCUGGAGUUGUAUUGGUUUGAGCCUUCUCAACCUAAUGGUGUCAUCACUUCUUACAUGCUCUAUCGCGAUGAUGAACUUGUCUACAGUGGCAACAAUUCUGUGUUGACCUAUGUUGACACUGGCUUAACACCCAACACCAGGUAUGAGUAUCUGGUGUCAGCUAUGACAGUUGCAGGAGGAUCAAACAGCACCGUCCACGUUGCACAGACACCAUUUAUUACACCAGAGGGCAUACCACCACCAACUCUAAGAGUACUAUCUGCUAGUUCAAUCGAAGCAACAUGGACCCAGCCAACUGUUCCUAAUGGUAUCAUCAGACAGUAUAAUAUCGUUAUCCUGAGUGGGACUCAGGAUGAAAGGAGAUUGGUGGCCACCUCUGUAACAAUGCUUGUAGUUGACAACUUGACACCCUACACCCGGUAUGAUAUGAGAGUUCAGGCUUGCGGUGAUAGUGGAUGUGGAGUCGGACCAAGAGCUUAUGCAAGAACAUUUGAAGCAGCACCAGAGGAACAGGGUCCUCCAACGUUGGUAUCUACAGGACCAAGUGUAGUAGAGGUCUCCUGGGAUCCCCCUGCCAGACCAAAUGGUAUCAUCCAGCAGUACUACGUAUACCGCAGGCAGUAUGGAACAACGCAGGAACUUCUUGUGUUUCUAACUACAACAGAGCAAAGUUUUGUGAAUGCAGGAGGGGGACUGACUGCAUUCAACCUCUAUGAAUACAGAGUGAGAGUAGAAAACUCACAAGGAUCAACAGACAGUCCAUGGGCAUCCAUACGAACUCAAGAAUCUGUUCCUGUAGGUCUUGCUGCACCCAAUCUUGUAGCUGUCAGUCCAUAUGCGGUGCAAGGCACGUGGACACCGCCCUCUUCUCCAAAUGGGAUCAUUGCCUACUACCGCAUUGAGUAUCAAGAACGACCAAAUGACCCAACAGCCACACCUGAUAUUGUAACAGCAGCUACAGUGGAAGGCACUGUCCUGCAGACCACAUUUUAUGGCCUAUUGCCCUUCACAUCCUACCAGGUUCGCAUUGUUGCUAUCAAUGGAGCAGGGGAGACGAGUGGUCCUUGGGGAUCUGUAACAAGUCUUCAGGGUGUCCCAGGAGACAUUGGACAGCUCACAGUAGAGCAACAGUCAAAUGGUUUAGCUCUGUUAUUGAGAUGGGAUGAGCCUGGACAACCUAAUGGUGUCAUAACUAAUUACUUCAUAUACGAGGAUGAGUAUCUCAUUGCACCGAUUUAUACUGGUCUCACAAGAGAGUUUCUCUUCAGGAGGUUGACUCCUUACACUGAGUAUGUGGUUGUUCUAGAAGCAUGCACUAAUGUUGGUUGUGGAAGGGGUAAUCCACAGACUGUCAGGACCGCUGAGGUAGCCCCUGCCAAUCAAGCUCCACCUACCCUUGGCUUUGUGAACUCUACAGCAGUGGUCUUAAACUGGAAGGCACCUGUUAAUCCUAAUGGCGCUAUCACUCAAUAUGAUGUUAUUAGACGAUCAGCAAGACCUGCUUCACCAGACAGGAAAAGGAGAAACACAGAUGAAAGUGCCUUCACAGUUACAGUAGUUAUUCAUUCUGAGUACAACACAGAUGCAGAAGACUAUAGCUUUAUUGAUAACUCUUUACAGCCGUAUCGAAUCUAUGAGUUUCGCAUUCAAUCCAUCAAUUCUCAGGGAUCAGUAGACAGUGACUGGGUUCAGGUAGAUACUGAUCAGGCUGCUCCCGUUGGUGUUGCCCCUCCCACUGUCAAUCACAUCACUAACACUCCAGGAUCGCUUGUUAUUGGAUGGACUCCUCCCACAGAAAGUAAUGGCAUCAUCACUGGCUAUAGACUACAGAGAAAUAAUAGCACUCCAUUCAGUUUUGAGGCAGACUACGGAUUCCAGUUUACAGACAUGAAUCUUCAGGCUUUCACUGUGUAUGUCUACACAAUCACAGUAUGCACCCAGGGUGGCUGCACCAUGAGUUCAGCUACCUCUAUCAGAACCUUAGAGACAGCUCCCACAUUUGUUGAUCCGCCAAGUCCAGUCCCCAUCAGCUCUAGUCAGAUCAUGGUCAACUGGACAACACCUUCUAUUGCAAGUGGUGAGAUCAUGCAGUACCGCCUAAAGGUUGAUGAUGAGGUGCGAUACAGUGGAUUAGGUCUUUCUACUACCAUCAGUGGUUUGAUCUCACACCAGGAGUACACCUUUGUCCUAGAGGCUUGUACCUCUGGUGGCUGUACUGACAGUCCAGAAGCUUUGGCCCGUCCAUUUGAAGCACCCCCUACAGGAAUGAAUCCACCAUCCUUGAGAGUUCUAAGUGCAACAGCACUUGAAGCCAGCUGGUCAGAACCCAAUGAACCCAAUGGUAUCAUAUCACGUUAUGAGUUACGCCGAGAUGGCAAACUAGUAUACGAUGGUGAUGCCCAAAGGUACCAGGACUUUGGAGAUGGAGGACUGGGACUAACUCCAGGUCAGCAGUACUCGUAUGUUAUAACAGCCUUCAAUAGCAGGGGACAUGCUAUUAGUGAUGCAGCAGUUAUUACCACUUCUUCAUCCUCACCAGCUGGUCUGAGUCCACCAAUUGUCUCUCCACUUUCUUCGCAAAUCAUCGGUGCUACCUGGCAGCCUCCAGCAUUCCCCAAUGGUGAGAUCCAAAACUACACCCUCUACGUUGACAACAAUAUUGUCUACUCUGGAAGACUCUUUAGCUUUGACAUCCGCAACCUAGACUUCUACGCCUUGUACGAGAUCCGUGUAGGAGCAUGCACCACUUCAGGUUGUGCUCUGAGUGACAGUGUGGAAGCAAGAACCUUUGAGCAUACUCCCAGUGAUCAAGUAGCUCCAUCUCUAGAACCCUUGGCUGACAACCUUGGAAUAGCAAGUGGAAUCCGGGCAGUGUGGAAUGCACCAAGCAACGAUAAUGGCAUCAUCCUGGGCUACGAGCUCUACCGUAGGAGUGUUGAUCGUACGACAGGCAGGAGGUCUGACCCAACCUUGUUGGUCAACACCACCCUGAGGGAGUAUGUAGAUAUGGAUUCUGCUCUGAUCCCUGAUGAGACCUAUGAGUACUUGGUGGUGUCCUUUAACUCUGUAGGAGAAGCGUCUAGUCCCUGGGCCUCAGUCAGGAUGCUGGAAGCACCACCACAGGGUCUCUUGCCACCUGUGGUGUCUGAAUUAGAAGCUACAAGUCUCACCCUGACGAUUCAAGAACCUAGUCAGCCAAAUGGAGCCAUCCAGAGAUAUGUCAUCUACAGGAACAGCACUGUGCUAAGCCAGACAACACUGACCAGCUAUAGAGAUUCUGAUCUCCUUCCAUUCACCACUUACUCCUACUCUGUGGAGGCUUGUACAUCAGGAGGAUGCACAAUCAGUCAUGCCGUUACCGUGACAACGAUUCAGAUGGCACCAAGUGGGCUGAGUGCUCCGGUCGUGAUGCAGGCUGACUCUACAUGGAUCCAAUUGACUUGGGACUAUCCAACAAACACAAAUGGAAUCAUCACCAAGUUUGAACUCUUAUUUGGACCAGGUUGUCCACUUACGACCCAGCCUUUUGAGCAGACCUGCCCCGUAGAGGACUACAUUCCUAUCAACAAGGACCUGGCACUCACACACAAUGUCACUGGUCUAAAACCCUACGCACGAUAUGACUUUGUAGUGGCAGCUUAUAAUGAUGCUGGCCAGGUGGAGUCUUCCCCUGUCCAAGAAAAUACCCUUCCAGCAUUGCCUUUCUUUGUGAGUGGCACCAAACCUUCCAUCAACAGUAACACCAAUAACAGCCUAAUCACAGUCAGCUGGGCUCAGAGCUUUGUACUUAAUAGUAUGCUCAGAGAGUACAUCCUCGUUGAGAAUGGUGAUACCGUCUACAGUGGUAUCGCCACUGCAGUCACAAGGCCUCUCAAGGAUAUGGAAUAUGAAUUCACAGUGACUUGUGUGACAUCAACAGGCAGCAUCUCCUAUCCUACAAUCAUCUACCAGCCUCCAUCCACUGGAGGAACCCUACCUGAAGCACAGACACAAUGGUAUUCGUCUGUAUGGUUUAUUGCGAUCAUGGUCUUACUGGGUGUAGUAAUCAUCUUCAUCCUCAUUGCCGUUGUCCUGAGUCGUACUGGAACACGUAAGCCUUACGCUAGAGAGAGGACUCCUCUUCCACCAAGACAGAGGAAAGCUCAUAACUUCACAUUCUCUUCCAUGCUUCCGAGAUACCCAGAGUCAGAGAGUAUACUGGAUCCAAUCCCACAGGCCAUCAGCAGGCAAUCUAGUAUGCACAGCUUACACAAUACAUAUUACAACCCAUCAUUCCCUGCUCCCUCACCGCCCCGCCCUACCAGCAGGACAUCCGAGGUCAUGGAUAAGAACUCUCUCAAGUAUUUAGAUGAAGAUGAUGGUGUAGCCGCCUGGGAUAAUACCGCACCUCUCCCUCUAAAGAUGGAUUCUGGUAUGGUCAGUCUGUAUGAAGAUGAUGCCAUGACUCACAUUAGCCAGCCCUACAGCUAUACUAAAGAGCAGACCAUGUUUACUGACACUCAUUUAUGAUCUUCAGCUAGGCAGAAAACAUGUAUUCAUCUACAAGUAAACUGAGUAUCAAGAUGUGUUCAUAAUUGUGUGUGCUCAUGCUAGUGAGAUGUAAUAUUGAAUCAAUAACUACUGCAACAUUGUACUGAAGAUCGAUUAAAUCAAUCUGUAGAAAGUUAUGGAAAUGUAAUUGUGCAUCUCAUGAAUUAAAUUGUCUUGUAUGGGCAGAUGUAGGAGUAAAGAUCUGAAAUACAGAAUAAAAGCUAAGGCAUCAUUAAUUUGAUUGUCUGUGUAAAGUAAAGUAAAGAUAGCUUCACUAUGUACUUUAUGUUAGAAGUAGAAUAAUGCAAUAUUAUCUUUAUUGAUUAUUUUUUCUCCAAUUAAUGUGUGUUAUCAAGUGUUGUGUACGUGCUGCCUAGCUCACCUUGUGUGUAUGUUUUCUUUGUUAGUUGAAAGCAAUGACUGAAUUAUACUCUCAUUUAUUCAUAUUUCAAUUUGUACUGCAUCGCUCGUUUCAGACAAAUUAAAGGCAUGCAUACAUUACAAAAAUUCCUGAUAUAUUCAUUUUAUGUUCCUUUAUUCUGUAUACAUGUUUUAAUUUGUAAAAAGACUGGAACUCAGUCAUCGUUUAUUUUUUCCUUUUAAGAUAUUGUUUCAUAUGUGUUAGUGCACUAUUCAAAUCGUUAGGUAUUGUUGGAUAAAUAUUUCAAGAUAUGGGAGGUAACAUUGUGAAUGCUGUAAAGGACCCUUUUAUAGUGAGAAUUUGUCAUUAGUACAUUGUAAGUAAAUUGAAUUUCAUGCAAUCACAGUAUAAGCGUUUUUUUUUACAUUCAACUGAAUUUUUUAUAUAGGUAAAACAGUAAUAUUCACUGGUAUUUUUGUUCUUCAAGGCUGCAGAUUUUUUAUACAAGUGUUCCCUUUUUCUAUAGAUUUUUAUGAAACAAACUGUAAUAGAUUGAAAGGUUGGAUCCAAGUGACAGCAGAAUUUAUAUUUAUAUUUUGAGCAGAUCAAUUUAACUAAAGUCACCUUGAUAUUGUAGGCAUUGUCCAUUUUGUACAGUAUAAAUAGCUGACUGAUAAUUACAAAUAUUUUAAUGGAUGCUUUUCUAUUUUAUAUCAACUCUUCAAGAAUAAUUAUGUUAAUUGUAAUGAUGGCUUAUAUAUACAUUUCAAAAUAAGAUAGGAUUGUUAAUGCUUUAUUUAUUGUGAACCUAAAAUCAUUGAUUAAAUGAGAUUUCUAAAUAUAAAUGUGCUGAUUUAGGAAUAAAUGUUGAUGUAUCUUAGGAGUUCCUACCUAUUAUCCUAAAUUGUGAUAGAUUAAUUGCUUCAAGUAGUCAUGAUUGUUGUGCCAUACAUCAAACAAACAUAAUUUGAAUUCAUAACAUAUUAUUGACAUUAUACUUUCUAUGAGAACCACUCGUGUUUAUAUGAGUUUUAGUCUAUGUCUUUUAAAAAAAAAUUUAAUCUCCUAUUUACAAAUGAUAGGAUAUAGACUAGUCGAGGCUGUAAAUGCUCUAUUAAACCAAGAGAAUUGAAACAUGCUUUCAAAGUUCUUCCUAUAUUCCUUAUUACAGGGUUUGUUUAUAUUCCAUAGACUGUCAGGUUUCUUCCAUGACUUUUUAAAAUUAUAGCUCAUUAUUGUGUCAUUGAAAUGUUUAUCAUAUGAAUUAUAAUGAGGUAAUUUGGCUGCAUGAAAACAAAUUAGAAUAUUUUCAUUUUUUGUACUUCAUCGAUCCAUUCCAAACAGUAAUUGAUACUUGGUAAUCCCAUUUUUACUUUAGAGUGAGUUAAAUAGUAGAGUUAAUUGCUGCCUUUGAAUAGAUAACAAAUCCAAUUCAGUAAAAGGUUAAUUGUUUGUACAUGAAAGCUUUGAUUUAAGAAAGUUUCAUACACUGUCCAAUUACUAGAGAAUUGUUUAUGUAAAGACUCUCCAUGCAAUAUUGACUAUAAUAUUUGGUAUUUGGCUGAAACAAUUACAAAAUUGCAUUGUCUACAUCUUUUUUAUACAAUUGUAAAUUAUAACUUCAUCACCUUGUAAAGACUGAAUGUCUACAAUACCUUGACUAUGAAUUGUUGUGUCUUUCACUUUAGUGACGAUUGUACUUUGUAUAUCUAUAUUUCUAAAAUUAAGAAAGGAUGAUUUGUAUUUUGCUGUGAAACAAUAAUAAAAUGCAUUUUUAUUAUGAAG